AUGUCCCAGGCCCCAGGCGCCGCGCCCGCCCGGGCUGAGGGCCUUGUCGCCAACGAUCGCUCGAGUACGUCAAGUGCCCAGAGCACCGAGACGCUCUACGAUGCCGCCGAGGCCAAGCACCUCGAGCCGGCCGCGCACAAGCUCCGCAAGCAGUUCUUCCACCUGCAUCAUCAUCAUGCCCACAGUAGUAACGGCAAAGAGAGCAUUGCCGUCGAGGAGCGGUCUGCCUCCACCAAGCGGUCCACCACCUUCAUCCGCUCCUUCAAGUACCUCAACAACCUGACGCCCAAGCAGGUCGACGACUUUAUGGCCUCGUACGUCAUUUACAACCUCGACUGGGAGGACGAGCCGGCCAUGGUGGCGGCGCUCGGCACGGACUACAAGCAAAAGGUCGGCGACUCGCUGCGGGCCUACUACGGCGUCAUGAACCACCUCUGCGCGCUGGGGUCCGUCGAAAAGAUGUACAUCCCGCCGCUGAUGGACAGGCACGUGUCGGUGCUCGACAACCAGCUGCUGUACGAGGAGUCGAUUGCGCGCGACCUGGGCCUCAAGCCGGGCGACCGCGUGCUCGACAUUGGCUGCGGCCGCGGCCGCGUCGCCGCGCACAUGGCCAAGUACUCGGGCGCGCACGUCACGGGCCUCAACAUCGACCCGAACCAGCUGGCCCAGGCGCGGGCGUUCAAUGCCGAGCAGGGGCUGAGCAACACCUUUGUGGAGCGCGACCAGAACGACCUGCCGCUGCCCUUUGCGGACGCGUCCUUUCACGCCUUCUACCAGAUCCAGGCCUUCAGCCUGUGCAAGGACCUGCCGGCCAUGUUCCGCGAAAUCUACCGCGUGCUCAAGCCCGGUGCGCGCUUCUCGAUGCUCGACUGGGUCAGCCUGCCGGCCUACGACCCGGCCAACGAGCAGCAUGCCGAGCUCAUGCGCCGCGUCAAGCCGCUGAUUGGUGCUGUCGGCACGCCCACGCCGGCCGGUCUCGAGCAGGCCUUGGCGGACGCCGGGUUCACGGUGACGCGGUCGGACAAUGCGAGCGUCGGCGGUCUGCAGGCGCCGUUGAUCGACAAGGUCGACGUGUACUUCCGCGCCGUGCGGCAGAUGAUCCUGGGCCUCGUGCGCGUGCACGUGCUGCCCAAGCACUUCAAGACGCUCAUCAACCGGCUGUGUCUCGACGGCCAGGCGUUUGUCAAGAUGGACGAGAUGCGCCUCAUCUCGACGAGUUAUCGCAUCAUUGCGCAGAAGCCGCUGGACACGCCGUCGGAGGCAUAG
Sporothrix brasiliensis 5110 is the source of this 1266-nucleotide messenger RNA. Its product is annotated as sterol 24-C-methyltransferase. The transcript has a single exon. Gene Ontology annotation, cellular component: endoplasmic reticulum. Gene Ontology annotation, biological process: ergosterol biosynthetic process. The coding region runs from base 1 to 1266 and encodes 421 amino acids. Gene Ontology annotation, molecular function: sterol 24-C-methyltransferase activity. The record is from RefSeq and is a predicted model, not a curated record. Lineage: Eukaryota; Fungi; Ascomycota; Sordariomycetes; Ophiostomatales; Ophiostomataceae.